Messenger RNA from Oreochromis aureus, 2766 nucleotides. RefSeq lists its product as uncharacterized. The transcript is spliced from 3 exons. NCBI's taxonomy places the organism in Eukaryota, Metazoa, Chordata, Actinopteri, Cichliformes, Cichlidae. The coding region runs from base 1085 to 2128 and encodes 347 amino acids. The record is from RefSeq and is a predicted model, not a curated record.
AUGAACUUAAGAUGUCCACCAGAUCAUUCACGACAGCCAGAAACGAAGUUCGUCUUCAAUUUGCCUGACAUUUCUUUGGCCCAAAAAUCCUAAAAGGAUGAUUGAUUGGUUUUUAAACCAAACAACUGUCUCUGUGCAUUGCAAAAUAACGUUAAUUAUUAUAGGUUAAAAAAAAAAUAAUUUAGUUUAUCCCCCACAUUUACGACAAUUUAGCAGGCGCGUGUAACCAUGGUAACGAGUUAUUUUACGGCACAAAUGCAGCCCGCGCUACCGAAUGAAACAUACUAGCUUCCAACAUGAUUUGGCGUUGCUUUAUAUGCUACGUGUUUGUAGCAUUGAGUCUGAGACAACGUUUGAGUCACAUUAAUAUCAUGCACAGCCGCAGCCCUGACUUUCGCGUGGUGUGUGGAAUUGAUGGCUGUCCGAGUGAGUACAAAGUGUAUAACUCCUACUAUCACGUAAAGCGGACACACGCGCGUCACCUUCUCGGAGUGGAACCGGAUGAGGAGGAAGGAUCAACCCGCCACGGUUUACCUGGAGCAGGUGAAAGGACGGACCCAAUCAACCAAACUAACGCCAGUUCUUCAGUAACUGACGAGGGCUCAAGCAUCCCCACACUAACGAGUGGAUUUCAAGAAGAUGGAGAGGGUCACCUGAAUCUUGACUUUUAUAAACAUGCAACUGCAUUUCUUCUUCAAGCCAAGGAAACUCAUCGACUGACACAGAGAGCUGUUAACCACAUCGUGAGUGGAGUCCAGCAAUAUCAGGCCAUAUUAUUGGAGCACCUAAAACAACAAAUGAGUGACAUGAUUGAGAGACAUUCUGGGGACCUGGAUCAACUAAAGAGUGACACAAUGGGGUAUUUGACCAGUUUGUUGACCCUUUCACUCAGAUUGCUUCCACCCAUUUGCAGGACAAGACCAUCAAAGAACUGUUAAAACCAGUUGAACCAGAGAUUAUUGUCACAAAACUAACAGUCUGUUAUUCGAAGCGUGGAGACUCCAGAGUUCUUGCCAUUAAGGACCAUUGUUUUCAUUACAUACCGUUGGUGAAAAGUUUGGAGCAGCUGCUAUCACAUCCAAGAAUGCUUGCAAUGAUUGAUGAGAGGCCAAAGCCAUGCAAGGAUGGCCAAGUUGUCACUGCAAGUGGUGAGAGGACAAUUCAUGGGGCACUCAUAUCUGUGUGUGGAGACACUCUAGCUCAGCAUGAAGUGGCUGGAUUUAAGGAAGGAGUGGGUUUUGCCUACAGUAAAUGCAGGCACUGCGACUGCCACUUUGAAGACAUGCAGGAAAAAUUUAAUGAAGAUUUGUUUGUUAAAAGGACCAUGGCCAGUCAUAACAGGCAAUGUAAUGACAUUGAGAAAGCAAGUACUGACUUUCUGAAAGACAAUCUAAAAAUAACGUAUGGUAUAAAGAGGAAAAGCAAGUUAACAGAAUCUCCUCACGUUGAUAUAAUCAAUCAAACCCCACAAGACAUCAUGCAUGUUAUUCUUGAAGGCGUUGCCCCAUAUGAAAUCAAAUGUGUUUUAAAGAAUCUUGUGCUUUCAGGGCAAAUGAACUUGGAUUCAUUCAAUAGUGCAAUUCUGUGUUUCCCUUAUUCUCCUGUUGAUGUGAGGGAUAAGCCUUGCCCCAUAUCUGUCAGUACGCUGUCAUCAAAUGACAAUAAAUUGAAACAGUCAGCUGGGCAGAUGCUGGUUUUCUUAAAGAUCCUUCCAUUUCUUAUGGACAAAAUUGGAGAAAAUCAUUACACACAAAUGCUACGUAACAUGUUAGAGAUCAUAAAAAUUCUGUUUUCACCUAUUAUUGCUGUCUCAACUCUCUCCAGACUGAAGCUUUUAAUAGAGCUGCAUUUAAAACAUUUCAAACAACUGUUUCCAGAUGAAAAUAUUAUACCUAAACAGCAUCUUCCUUCUCAGAUUAAGGCUCUUGGUCCUACAGUGAGGCAUAUGUGUAUGCGCUUUGAGUCAAAACAUUGUUUCUUCAAGCAGUGGGCUCUGAAAAGUAGUUUUAAGAAUAUUUGUAAAUCUCUUGUGAAGCACAACCAACUUUAUGAAUGUAGUCAGAACGUGCAUGAGAAACAUCCCAUUUUUUUUCAAGUGAAGUCGACAUGGGUCCAGCCUCUGAGGUGAAAAAUGGUCAUUAUGUAGAAGGCAAGAUAAAAGACUUCAUUGAGCAAGUUGAACAUGUAGUUUCUGUACAGUGGAUUAUGCUACAUGGAAAUAAGCAUUCAUGUGAAAAAUCUUUGGUUAUUUCUGAUGUCAUAAAUGAUGCUCCAGAGUUUGCACUUGUUAAAAACAUCUAUAUUGUAAAUGCAUCUGUGUAUUGUUUUGAAUGCCAGCCUCUCUCUACAGUUGGGUGGAAUGAUCAAUAUUUAGCUUAUGAGGUAGAAGUUCCCUGUCUAGCUCAGGCAAAUAUUUUUGUGGAUGCUGGAAAUCUUGUUGAUUAUACAGCAUACCACUAUGUAAACUUUAAUAACAGCAAGUACAUUCCAGUGAAGUAUGAUCUCACUGACAUCAUCAAACAUCAUUCUUGAGUCUUUUGUGAAUAUGUGGGCUGAAAUAAUGUUUUUAAACACUGGCAAAAAAUUUAUUGUUCUAUUGACUUUUUAUUUUACUUUUGGCACAAUCUGUUCAGUGCAACACAACUGAGAGGGAAACAAUUUCAGUGUUUUGCCUCUUUUUCAAUGUCACAUUGAUAUGGUUUGACUGGUAUGUAAGAAAAAUAAAUACACUGUGCUUAAGAUACUAAGACUCAUAAUAAUGCAAUG